GCGGAGGCUGCCGGCUGCUCUGCGAUCUGGCAGUCCGGGGACUCGGGCGCCUGCCCGUUCCUGUCCCCGCGCGGCCACAUGGCUCGGCUCUGCGCGCUGCUGCCCUGCCUGCUGCCCUGGUACUGCACGCUCUGCGCGGCCGCGGGCAGUCAGACCCCAGACCAGCACCUCUCUGGGAAACUCCGUGACUACGUCGUGACUGUGCCCUGUAGCACGGAUUUUCGGGGACGCUUCUUGUCCCAUGUGGUUUCCGCCCCCACAGCAGCCGCUUCACAUGGCCACCUCCGGGUGGCUCGCAGCCCCCCGAGACUGGAAAGAGAGACUCUGAGGCCUGGUGGUCCAAGGCACCACUUCCUCUACUUCAACGUGACUGUCUUUGGGAAGCUGCUUCACUUGCGCCUGCAGCCCAACCGGAGGUUGGUGGCACCAGGCGCCCCGGUGGAGCGGCACGAAGACUUCCGGGAGCUCUCCCGACAACCCUUGCGGCAGGAGUGUGUGUACACUGGAGGUGUCACCGGAAUGCCUGGGGCAGCCGUUGCCAUCAGCAACUGUGAUGGAUUGGCUGGCCUCAUCCGCACAGACAGCUCAGACUUCUUCAUUGAGCCUCUGGAGCGAGGGCAGCAGGAGAAGGAGGCUGGAGGGAGGACGCACGUGGUAUACCGCCGGGAAGCCGUCCAGCAGGAACGGGCAGAGCCUCACGGGGAUCUUCACAAUGAAGCUUUUGGCCUUGGUGACCUGCCCAACGUGCUGGAUCUGGUUGGGGACCAGCUGGGUGACACAGACCGGAAGCGGCGGCAUGCCAGGCCCGGCAGUUACAGCAUCGAGGUGCUGCUGGCAGUGGAUGACUCGGUGGUUCGCUUCCAUGGCAAGGAGCACACGCAGAACUACGUCCUCACGCUCAUGAACAUCGUGGAUGAGAUUUACCACGAUGAAUCGCUGGGGGCCCACGUGAACAUCGCUCUUGUCCGCUUGAUAAUAGUGGGUUACCGACAGUCCCUGAGCCUGAUCGAGCGAGGGAACCCGGCACGCAGCCUGGAGCAGGUGUGUCGCUGGGCACACUCCCAGCAGCGCCAAGACCCUAGCCACACUGAGCACCAUGACCACGUCAUCUUCCUCACCCGCCAGAACUUCGGUCCCUCAGGGUAUGCACCUGUCACUGGUAUGUGCCACCCCCUAAGAAGCUGUGCUCUCAACCACGAGGACGGCUUCUCUUCAGCUUUUGUGGUGGCUCAUGAGACUGGUCACGUGCUUGGCAUGGAGCACGAUGGCCAAGGCAAUGGCUGUGAUGAUGAGACCAGCCUGGGCAGCGUCAUGGCACCCCUGGUGCAGGCUGCCUUCCACCGGUUCCAUUGGUCCCGCUGCAGCAAGCUGGAGCUCAGCCGCUACCUCCCUUCCUACGACUGCCUCCUUGAUGAUCCCUUUGAGCGCACCUGGCCCCAGCCCCCUGAACUGCCCGGGAUCAACUACUCCAUGGACGAGCAGUGCCGUUUCGACUUCGGCACUGGAUACCACACCUGCUUGGCUUUCAGGACCUUUGAGCCCUGCAAGCAGCUGUGGUGCAGCCAUCCUGACAACCCAUACUUCUGCAAGACCAAGAAGGGGCCCCCGCUGGAUGGGACAGAGUGCGCACCGGGCAAGUGGUGCUUCAAGGGUCACUGUAUCUGGAAGUCACCGGAGCAAACUUACGGCCAGGAUGGAGGCUGGAGUUCCUGGACCAAGUUUGGUUCAUGUUCUCGGUCGUGCGGAGGUGGAGUGCGAUCCCGAAGCCGGAGCUGCGACAACCCUCCUCCAGCCUAUGGAGGCCGCUCAUGCACAGGACCUAUGUUCGAGUACCAGAUCUGUAACAGUGACGACUGUCCUGGGCCUUACGAAGACUUCCGGGCCCAGCAGUGUGCCAAGCGCAACUCCUACUACAUCCACCAGAAUGCCAGGCACAGCUGGCUGCCCUACGAGCCUGACGAUGAUGCCCAGAAGUGUGAGCUUAUUUGCCAGUCUGCAGACACUGGAGAUGUGGUAUUUAUGAACCAAGUGGUCCAUGAUGGAACGCGCUGCAGCUAUCGGGACCCCUACAGCGUCUGUGCACGCGGCGAGUGCGUGCCCUUUGGUUGUGACAAAGAAGUGGGAUCCAUGAAGGCGGAUGACAAGUGUGGUGUCUGUGGUGGGGACAACUCUCACUGCAGGACUGUGAAGGGGACGCUGGGGAAGGCCUCCAAGCAGGCAGCGACUCUCAAACAGGUGCAGAUCCCGGCAGGUGCCAGGCACAUUCAGAUUGAGUUGCUGGAGAAGAUGCCCCACCGCAUUGCGGUGAAGAACCAUGUGACCGGAAGCUUCAUCCUCAACCCUAAGGGCAAGGAAGCCUCUAGCAGGACCUUCACUGCACUGGGAUUGGAGUGGGAACAUGCUGCAGAGGAGACCAAGGACAGCCUUAAGACCAGCGGGCCCCUGCCAGAAGCCAUCGCCGUCCUGGUGCUCCCCCCAGUGGAGGGUAAACCCCGAGGUAGCCUGGCCUACAAGUACGUCAUCCACGAGGACCUGUUGCCCCUCAUCGGGAGCAAUAACGUGCUCCUGGAAGAGACAGACACCUAUGAGUGGGCUCUCAAGAGCUGGUCUCCUUGCAGCAAGACCUGUGGAGGAGGAAUUCAGUUCACUAAAUAUGGCUGUCGGCGCCGCCGGGACCACCACAUGGUGCAGCGGCACCUGUGUGACCACAAAAAAAGGCCCAAGCCUAUUCGACGGCGUUGUAACCAGCACCCAUGUCCCCAGCCCACGUGGGUGGUAGAAGAAUGGGGUGCCUGCAGCCGGAGCUGUGGGAAGCUGGGGCUGCAGACCCGGGGGGUGCAAUGCCUACUGCCCCUCUCCAACGGCACCCGCAAGGCCAUGCCAGCCAAGGCUUGCCUAGGUAACCGGCCAGAGGUCAAGAGGCCGUGCCUCCGAGUGCCCUGCCCAGCCCAGUGGCGGACAGGAGCCUGGUCCCAGUGCUCUGCCACCUGCGGAGAAGGCAUCCAGCAACGGCAGGUGGUGUGCCGGAACAGCUCCAGUGCCCUCGGGCAGUGCGAGGGGGCCAAGCCGGACACUGUGCAGGUCUGCAGCCUGCCUGCCUGUGGAGGAGGUCUCCAGAACUCUACAGUGAAGGCCGAGAUCCAGGACCCUGUGACCAAAGUGGGACACCAGGAACCCCAAUCCAAGCCCCUGACUCCCACGAACCUGAUUUCAACAAUGGAGCCCUGUGUGGGAGACAGGCCCAUCUUCUGCCGGAUGAAAGUACUGGACCGCUAUUGCUCCAUCCCUGGCUACCACCGGCUGUGCUGUGAGUCUUGCACCUCAGGCCCCAGUGCCAACGUGACCUCACUACCCGCCUUCUCCACUCCUGGGAGUCUCUUGCCAGAGCCCAAGGCCACCCAGGAGGAUGUGGAGUCUUCAAAGGGGCCAACCAGAGUGGAAGACCAUCAGCAAGGCCAUCCCACACAGCUACCAGGGCUGGUGAACAGGAUCUCCUCAGGGACUCAGCCCCCCUUCACCCCCCAGAUGCUAAGUCCUGCAACAUUUGAGGGCAAUUCUUCUGCCACCCCACCGCCUUCGGGCUGGACCCAAACCACCGUGACAGCCUCUGAGGAUCAAGGACAAUCCAGGGAGGAACCAGGACAUGGAGGCACCAGCCUUCCUGCUACCUCCCCAGUGACUUGAACCCGUCCCUCUGGCCACAUUUACACUCUGCGUGUGGUCCAGUGACCUUGACUCAGAGGACUCAAGCACAGGGGACAGGAAGUAGCACAGGUCUCCUUUUUAAAUUAUUUGUUGUCUUGUUCUGUUUGGGGCUGUGACGCUCUUGACCCCCUGACAGGGUUAGGGGAAGAGAGAGAUCAGGGAUUGCCCUAACCAGAAAUACCUCAGCCAACAGGACUUGGGCUCCGCUUUCAAAUGGCUCCUAAGAUCUGUUUCUCCAGGCUCAGUAAAGCCCCUUCCCACAGCCACUGGGAGGGGGCAGGGAUGGGAGGGGGAAGCAGGCCUGACAGAGAUGCUUGCUUGCCCAUGACUUCUGACUACCAAGGAGACCCGCACAGUCCCACUCUCCCCAAAGGCCAAGGCCGAAGGGGACUGGAGGAGGUGGGGCUACUCAAAGGCAGACUAGGGAAAGGCUGGCAUGGAAGCAGUAGUGAUGUUUCCCUGAGACAGGGUCGGCCAGGGGAGAGGAGUUCUUCUCAGGCCUGGCUCUUCUCAGCUGAGAGCCGCUAAUAACUCCCAGACAGACAUCAGUUCACCUUUGUGGCUGUGGAGUCACUUUUGUGGCUCACUUUGUCCUUGUAGAUGUCACCGCUGGUGACCCCAGGCUGUAGACUGACCUCCCAACAUUUUGUUCUGCUUUGUUUUUUUGUUUUUUUAUUUUUAUUAUUAUUAUUUUUUGAGACAGGGUUUCUCUGUGUAGCCCUGGCUGUCCUGGAACUCGCCCUGUAGACCAGGCUGGCCUCGAACUCACAGAGAUUCGCCUGCCUCUGCCUCCGGAGUACUGGGAUUAAAGGUGUGCACUACCACCGCCCGGCUCUGACCUUCCAAUUUUGCAUCCAAGCCACCAGAGAAGGAGGCCUGGAUAUAUAACUUCAACAUCCAGGAGUUUCUAAGCUGGGGCUUGACUCCUGGUUUGACCAGGAAGAACAGCUUCAGUCAUCAUUAAGGCCUGAAGGAGGUCCAGCAGAAAGGUGACCACUAGGUACUAGAGAGAUGUCACUUCCCAGACUGUACCCCUCAGUCGUCACUCUGCUGAAAGCCUGCUGGAGUUGGGGGGCGGGGGUCUUCCCUUCUGGUUCUGGCUGGGACAGAGUGUGUGAUUCUCAGAAGGUCAGGCAGGUGGGGGUUACAAGGCCAAGGACUAGAGUCCACUUACCUGGCCCCUGUGGAUGGCCUGGGCAGGAUGCCCGCUGCUGCUCCUGGAUUAGGGUAGAGAGGAUGCAGGGAGUCAAACUCAUCCUCCACGGCCCUCUGGUUCUCAGGAAAUGGCCUAGAUCCUCACUUUCAGGGUCAGUGGCAGAGGUGCUUAUCCGUCCACCUUCCUCAGAUGGAGGAAGGCAAGCCUUAGGCCCCUGGCCUGCAAGCAAUGGGGAGCAGGGGUGCUAGGGACUCUGUGUGCUAUCCCCAUUACUGCUGUCCCCUUUGCAGGCGGCUGGAGCUACUCUGAGUCAGUCCCCAGCAUGGAGAGUCUGAUUUUUUGAAAUAUAACCUAUUUAUUAACACUGA
This is a messenger RNA of Myodes glareolus (Bank vole), 5229 nucleotides long. The record is from RefSeq and is a predicted model, not a curated record. Lineage: Eukaryota; Metazoa; Chordata; Mammalia; Rodentia; Cricetidae.